AUGAUUGCCUACAAAGGAAGAAUUGGUUUCAAGCAGUAUAUGCCCUGGCAGCCAAUAAAGUAUGGGAUGAAAGUUUGGCUUUGCGCGAAUCCACAAAAUAGCUAUGUUCUAAACCACGAAGUUUACCUCGGUAAAGAACGAGAAGGCCAAUACAUGUAUGCGGUUGAGAAGCCGGCCGUCGUUUGCCUGUACAAUGCCUAUAUGAUCGGCGUCGAUCUGUCAGACCAGCUUCGAACAUAUAAUCCACUUGGGAGAAAAGGCCAUCGAUGGUGCAAGCAUAUAUUUUGGUUUCUUUCGAUGUUUUGGUUGGAAACGCAGUGGUUUUGUCAGGGCCACGAAUUCCAGCCUCAAGAAACGAGUCAGCGAAGGAGCGGUCUGAAAUUUCGCCAAUCUCUUGCGAUGCAGAUGAUUGGAGGCUAUUAUAGAAGAAAAAGCGGUACGAAAAAGAACAUUGCCUACAACAGAUGUGACACAGAAACCAUAAGGGAAGAGGCAAAAUAUGGCCACUUUAUUUGUAAAAUUGACGGCAGAAGAAAAGAGUGCAUUCAAUGCAAAUAUGCAAAUGCCUCGACAGGAAAACACCGAAGAAAAGGCCGAGGGAGACAUCAUGGAAAUGCAGCCACUUAGACAUCCCUCUCUGCAAAGACAAUUGCUUUUUGGAGUACCAUUCCAAGCAAGCACUUUUUAUUAACCAGAACAUUUACCUACUAACAGUGUGUUAUUAAUUGUCAUUUGUUUGUUAUAAAGUUUGUUUAUUUGGGAUUUAUAAUGAAAAACCUUGACCUGUUAUUUGUUUUCGC
This is a messenger RNA of Rhopilema esculentum, 800 nucleotides long. The record is from RefSeq and is a predicted model, not a curated record. Lineage: Eukaryota; Metazoa; Cnidaria; Scyphozoa; Rhizostomeae; Rhizostomatidae.